AUGGCUGGUCCCCAGGAGUCCAAGUCAAACACCAACCAUGACAUUACGUACUCUCACGGUGCCAGGUUCAAGUGCAAAAUGGGGGGAGAGUGGCUGCCCAUCACCGAGUUCUCAAGGAACCAGCGAAAGCUCAUAGACCAUCAAGUCGGACGUGGCGGCCGUGUCGACACCGCCAACUCGGGUAUGAUUUGUCGCCACCAUACCACUUCAACAGUCCGGGAGAUCCGUUGCGAACUCUGUCAAUUGAUCAAGCCCGAAAACGAGUUCAGCACGAACAGCAAGAAGAGCGGCGACAAUCUCUGCCGACGAUGUGUUGCAUGGGGCGAAACGCAAGAACCAGAGGUUACUCCAUUUGCUCUCGAGACAGGGCAUAUCUCCGUCGAAGAAGAUGUCAAGAAGCCCGGAGAUAGACGAUAUUGGGACGAAGCAGACUUCUUCGUUGGUGCUAAACCGCAGGCGCCGAUGGAGGACUUGGAGGGGCUCGGUCUCGAGCACCUCAGUCUUGACCAGUUGGAGAAGGCACGAUCUGCCAUUUCGCACAACACAGCCGGUGGCCGGGGCGAGGCAUCUGGUGCUGGUACACCUGCGCACACCAGCUCGACAGUCGGUUCCCGGGGUCGAUCGCAAGCUCCAGGUUUACCGCCUCAUCUCGCUCGAGGCCGAGGCUCGGGUACCACGAAUAAUGAGGCAUCUGGUCUCAACACACCUGCACAUCCCAGCUCGAUGGCUGAUUCCCGAGAACGGUCCCAAGCUCCAGCUCUGCCGCCGCAUCUCGCCCGGGCCCGAGGUAGUGCCAUGGAUUCCGAGACGGACAGUGCGUCUCUGAAGAUGUCUGGCAGCCGGGCUUCUUCGAGUGGUGCCAUGCCUGCACCAGCCGAGGUCGCUGCCAAUAACCUCCCGCCGCACCUCCGGAGCCGAAUCACGCCAGCCCCUUCCGCGGCAGCGCCUUCAGUCUCUGGUGGACGACCUGCAAGCACUGUUUCCACUGCCACGACGGUGAGAGACGAGAGGCAGCGUAGACAGGAGGCCAGCCAAGUCGUAUUCAACGCCUGGGGUCCGGAUGGUCAGCGCCGCACGGCGGUGAAGACCCCGACCGUUGUGUCGACGACAGACCAGAGCUCUGUGGCAAACGACUCGUCCGAAUUUGAGGACGAUGGCUGGCAAGUCGCGUCUGGCGGCAGGGGCAAUCGCGGCAGGAAUAACUGGCACAAGGCGCCGCGGAUGCCCCAGGCGGAGUUGGGCACCCAGACCAGGUUAACGCACAUCAGUGCCCGCUGCGACGACCCCGUGGCUGAGGCGAAGCGCCGUGCCGAGUACUGCCACUCGGACGACUCAGAUUACUGA
Purpureocillium lilacinum is the source of this 1344-nucleotide messenger RNA. RefSeq lists its product as uncharacterized. NCBI's taxonomy places the organism in Eukaryota, Fungi, Ascomycota, Sordariomycetes, Hypocreales, Ophiocordycipitaceae. The record is from RefSeq and is a predicted model, not a curated record.